This is a messenger RNA of Pocillopora meandrina, 2441 nucleotides long. The record is from the annotation of a GenBank genome assembly. Lineage: Eukaryota; Metazoa; Cnidaria; Anthozoa; Scleractinia; Pocilloporidae.
AUGCAAAGAAACUCUUACUGUAUUUGGACGCUGUGCCUUCUUUCUCUGUUAAUGCAAGGAGAUGGAAACCCAAUUCCUAAAGGAAAAGCUAAAACAGUAAGAGGUAAAAUAAAAUCUGAAUCAUUUUCUUAUAAAUUGUUAGGCGGCUUGUAACUGAGUCAUUUGAUCUACACGCUCGUUUAUCAUGAUCACCUAACUUAUAUUCUAAAAAAAAGAGAUGUUUCCAUAUCAAUCAAAUCCUUGAAGAAGAGGCCUAUCAAAGCUGAUAGGAAUAAAGGCAGAUAGGGCCACAUGAUUGCUUCAGACUGGUACGCGGUACGCUACAAAAAUAAUUGGUGACAAACCAAGCUUUAUUAAUCAUCAUUAUGAUAAUAAGAAUGAUGAUAAUGAUGAUGAUGACGAAAAGUAUAUAUAUCUUAUUAGACAUAUUGGUGUGCAGAAAUAAGUAUGGCUAUUAUUAACGACUACUCUUACCACUACUUUUGGUAUGACUUUAUCUUUAUUUUGUCAUAAAAAGAGGUAUAUGUUUCGGUUAAUCGCAAACCGAUGAAAUGUCUUUCAUAGGUAAAAAGGCUCCGAUGAAAAGGCAGUUUGUUUAUUAUCCUCAAACAGUAGCAGUCGUUAGCUACCCGUAUCAGCGCAGCAAUGUCGCGCACAAACAAAGACUGCAAACUGCCAGAAAUAGUAAGUACUUUGCAAAUGAUGUUUCCCUAACAAAGAAAAGUAUAAUUUAAACUUCACAUAAUCAGUUCGUUGGACUAUCGUAAAAAAUUCUAAAUGAAUCACCAAAACCAACCGGACGAAGGUUAGUAUUGCAUGGAAUCGAUGAGAUUUCAAAGCAAAAACAUUUCAGUAAACUGUAUUCAACGCAGGAAGACCCCAUUGCAAGUCGCAAUUGGUUUUUGUCUUACAUCUACGGAUUAUUUGAAAAGAAUUUGCAAGUCAUCGAGAAAAGACAGGGAUGCAAAAUCAAUUCGAAUUUGUUUCCUCAAAAUUUUCUUGAAAAAAGCUGACAAGUAGUUUUCUUGAAACUUGUUUCUGACUAGAGUAGGUCGCCAUUCUUGUGGAAGACCUAAGACUAGGACUGAAUUUUUCUGACGUUAGGCCCUCACGAGAGGAUAUAAAUGAUAUUAACCCUUUCUCUUGUAAAAUUUCCUCUUACAAUCUCAUAACUUGGUAUUCUAAAAAAACGCACAAACGUGGCAAAAUCUCACGCCUACUGUUCCGUGAUAAAGCACAACUCAAGAUGAUCUCCUGUUGAAAGCCUUUGUGUAAUGCUUCUGUUAAAUUUACUAUCCUCAAAAUUUGAGUGAAUAGGCCUUGAUCUUUUCAGUGAUUGUUUUUUUUUAUAUUUAUAAGAAAACUGUCAGAGGACAUGUCAACAGAGAUGCACUCCAGAUUGUGACUUUACCUGCUGUGUAGCGACACCCAAUCCUGUGUUGGCUCCACCACUUACUCCUCGCCUAACUGUUCCUGUCGUAUCGUGUGCCUCCUACUGCCCAAGCGCCUGUUAUCCAGACUGCAGCCCUAGCUGCUGUAAGCCAAAGCCAGCUCAUCCGAUAGCUCCACCAAUGCCACCACCCCCUCGUCCUCCUCCCAUACCACCUGCCUGUCCAACCAACUGCCCGAUGUCUUGCUAUCCGCAGUGUUCACAGUCAUGUUGUCAACAGUCACCAACUUAUGCACAAGUUUAUAAACCGUUGGCAAUACCUCCUCCUAUAAGGCAGUGCGCUCAAGUCGGAUGUUCACAAGCUUGUUAUCCCAAAUGUUCAUCCCAGUGUUGUGGUGCUCCCCAAAUUCCCUCUGUGCAAAUGCAGCCACCACCGCCUCCUCUCAUUGCCCCGUCAGCUGUGCCUCCGAUAGUUAUUCCACUUCCACUUCCUGUCCCACAAUGUCCAGCUCCUUGCCCAGCUUCCUGUCUACCAUCUUGCACUCCACAGUGCUGCACAGGAGCACAGCAACAAUUUCAACCUCAAACACAACCUCCUCCCAUAAUCAUCCUGGAGCCUCCAGCCGCUCCACAGCCGUCUACGUGUCCUGCACCUUGUCCAGCAUCGUGCUCCCCUCAGUGUAAUCCAACUUGUUGCUCUCCAUCGACAAUAAUGGCUUCUCCUAAGCCGCCUCAAUCCCCGCCUCGCCCCCCAAUACGUCCAUUUCAACCACCACAGGCUUCAACUUGCCCUGCACCUUGCCCAGCAUCGUGUCAUCCACAAUGCAGCCCAACUUGUUGCUCUCCAACUGCCAUGCUGGCCCCACCUCCACCUUCAUUACCAUCCAGCCUACCUGCUCCCUUUGGGCAGACAUGUCCAGGAUCAUGUCCCAGUUCGUGUGCACCAAGUUGCAGCACAGACUGCUGUUGCCAGCCGCGGUAUGACCCUAAAGAUCUCAGGGGCUUGUUUCCACUAGACUCCUCUCCGGAUUGUCCAACAACUAACGACUGA